Olea europaea var. sylvestris is the source of this 1344-nucleotide messenger RNA. Its product is annotated as protein farnesyltransferase/geranylgeranyltransferase type-1 subunit alpha. Lineage: Eukaryota; Viridiplantae; Streptophyta; Magnoliopsida; Lamiales; Oleaceae. Gene Ontology annotation, biological process: protein geranylgeranylation; protein farnesylation. The record is from RefSeq and is a predicted model, not a curated record. Gene Ontology annotation, molecular function: CAAX-protein geranylgeranyltransferase activity; protein farnesyltransferase activity. Bases 1 to 1131 code for a protein of 376 amino acids. The transcript is spliced from 7 exons. Gene Ontology annotation, cellular component: protein farnesyltransferase complex; CAAX-protein geranylgeranyltransferase complex; cytoplasm.
AUGGCGCCUAGAUCUGGCGCCGUGGCGCCCAAGUCUCUGCCCAUGGCGCCCAGGUCUAGUGCCGUGGCACCGAAUGUUCUGCUUCUUUUUUUCUUCCUUGGGCGCCAUGGCGCUCAGAUUUCUGCUGGAAUUGCCUCUCUUUGGGGUCCUCAAGGGUUAGGGUAUGACUUUUGGGCCGAAAAGAUACUUAAAAACCCGGAUUUUAAUGUUUUGGUAAUGGGCACCAUGGCGCCUAGAUCUGGCGCCGUGGCGCCCAAGUCUCUGCCCAUGGCGCCCAGAACUUGCAUUCUUCUAUUUCAGGUAUGGCAGUUCAGGCGUCUUAUACUUGAGACACUUCAUGUUGAUUUGCAUGACGAAUUGGAUUUUGUGGGGGAACUUGCCAGACUAAACUCUAAAAACUAUCAAAUAUGGCAUCAUAGACGGUGGGUUGCUGAGAAGCUUGGAACUAAUGCUACAAGCAAGGAACUUGAAUUCACUGAGAAAAUUUUCUCCGAGGAUGCAAAGAACUAUCAUGCCUGGUCCCAUAGACAGUGGGUUCUUCAGGCACUUGGAGGAUGGGAAGAUGAACUUGCAUACUGUUAUAAACUCCUUCAAGAUGACAUUUUUAAUAACUCUGCUUGGAAUCAGAGAAAUCAAAUUGGAAGCUUGGCUGCGUUUCUCUUCAUUAUUAGAUACUUUGUUGUAACAAGAUCUCCUGUCCUGGGAGGGUUGGAGGCCAUGAGGGAUUCGGAAGUAGCUUAUGCUGUAAACGCCAUUUUAGCCAAACCCGAGAAUGAAAGUCCUUGGAGAUACCUUAGAGGCCUUUUCAAAGAUGACAUGCAAUCUCUGGUUAACGAUCCCCGGAUUGCAUCUGUUUGUUUGGAUGUUUUGUUGAAUAAAAGAGAUUGUGUUCAUGCUCUCAACAUGGUCUUGGAUCUUCUCUGCCAUGGUUAUGAACCAAGCAAAACGUUGGAAAAUGCGAUUGAUACUCUAUGUCUGGACUCUGGUGUCUCCGACUCAGGGUUAACCGACAGAGUUUGUUCAGUUUUGCAAGUUGUCGAUCCGAUGAGGGCAAAUUAUUGGAAAUGGCGCAAGAGCAUGGUUCCUGUUCGAGCAGUUCAAGGAUCAAAUGGUAAAGAAUCGGCUGGUUAAAAAAGUCUAUGGAGAAAAGGGAAAGUGUGUGACUUUUACUUGAAUAUUUCUGUAUUUGUAAAUCAAAAACAAAUUAUACUCUUGGCUAUUUUCUCCUUGGGAUUACUUUAGACAGUGAGAAAGUUGCAGUGUAUGUACCAUACUUUUGCAGUGUGUAUAGACAGGUUAUUAACCUCUAAAUCUUGACAAUAAUAUCCUCAAUCUUUCAUAAUU